Messenger RNA from Porites evermanni, 1656 nucleotides. The record is from the annotation of a GenBank genome assembly. Lineage: Eukaryota; Metazoa; Cnidaria; Anthozoa; Scleractinia; Poritidae.
GUGGAGGGAGACGCUACAAGUAAGUUCUAUAGGUUGACCAGCCCUCGUUCUUCAUCUCCUAAGUUAUAUCUUCAAGCUGCUGUGAGGACAGAAACUAAAUUACUCAAGCCAUUGCUGCAGGUCGUUGCUGUCUCGCUGUCCCUGUUCGUUGGCUGGAGCCGCAUCGCUGAUGACAAACAUUUUUUAACCGAUGUUUCGGCCAGGUUUGUACUUGGAGCCAUUCAGUUUUGCAUGGUUUGUGGUGAGUCAGGCGCUGCAUUUGCUGUAAUCAAAACUAAUCAGUACAACCUUAGCACAGGGCAAGUUUGCUCAUGCACUUUAUACCCAAAUCUGAACAGCCCGAUUUUGAUUUAACAUAAAUACGAGGCUUUAGGGACAACAUUGAAAAUUUUUCACGAUUCCAUUGCAUCGUAAUUCUCUGAUCGACUUGAGCACAAAGGAUGAUCAAACCAAACACAGAAACUAUGACCAGAAAGAAUUUUACACAGAACGUGGGUUAUUAUGAGUACCCUUUACUUUUCUGUCGAAGACCUUGCCCUUUGUUGUGAAGCCUAAACUCGCACCGGCCCGAGAUUCAUACCGGGAUGACUUGGGUCAUUUCAUAUCUCGUUAUUGAAGGUACACUUCAUGUUGAUAAAAUACACGUGUAAUUCAAAAUCGCAAACAUUACGCAUGCGCUACCCGUUCUAGUCUACCAGCAAACUGAUUUCACACCGAAAGGGGUGGUCGUUUCGUGUUUACAUGAUACCGUUGCGAGAUUUCGUACCGGAGUGAAAUUCUCGCCCCGGUAUAACAACCGGGGUGAACUCACGCCGGGGUGACUCGCGCCGGCAUGACAUUUUUGUGGUGGUAUCAUGUAAACAAAUACAUUAAAAACCCGCUUAUAAGAACCUAAGCUUUAAGAACCUGUUAGGCUAAAAUUUUUAUUUUAAACUCCCUUUUUAUGAGAACCUAUUUAGCUUAAAAUUUUCAACAGGUUCUUAUUUUUACAAAAAUGAAGGAACAAAUGAAACACAGAAAAAAAAAUUUUUAGUCUAGGUUUCAGUCAAUAAGAUACAAACAAUAAACAAAAAUGAAAACCAUAUCAUGUCUUUGCCAAUACUGGAUAACACAAAGCAAUUAUUAAGAAUACGCUACAUGAGAUCCAUGUGUCUCUCUCAUAGUUAUCUGUGCUGAUCACUACUGCCCCUAUCAAAUUAAGAACCUUUUUAAGAACCUAAGUAGCCUAAAAUCCCACUAAAUGCCAUUUCAGUAAGAACCUAUUAAGGCUAAGUUGAAAAAAUCUCGGUUCUUAUAUAUGGGUUUUUACUGUAUGCAGUCAUGAGAGGAAACCGGAGCGAACUCGCUUCUAAAUUCUAAUGGUUGGUUCUUCUAUAAACUGCUCUUUUCUGAAGAUAGAGAAAAAAGAGAAGGAAAAAAGUUGACCCUCACUACCCGGACGCUUUCUCCUGUGAGUCAGGUCACUCCAAGGAGCACACUUAUUACCCAUCGAAUAAAUCAGAUAAUAGCAGGUGGUUCUCUCUUUUCUUUUUAAUCGCAGGCGCUCAAGAUCCUGAAGUUCUUUGCUGUUUGAAUCCCCAAGCUAAAAGUAUACACACUGUUGCCACAGCAAACAGCAACAGCGGACAACUGGCACAGGUGAAUGAAACUACUUGA